Messenger RNA from Scheffersomyces coipomensis, 1086 nucleotides. Its product is annotated as MDR family NADP-dependent oxidoreductase. Lineage: Eukaryota; Fungi; Ascomycota; Pichiomycetes; Serinales; Debaryomycetaceae. The transcript has a single exon. The coding region runs from base 1 to 1086 and encodes 361 amino acids. The record is from RefSeq and is a predicted model, not a curated record. Gene Ontology annotation, molecular function: oxidoreductase activity, acting on the CH-CH group of donors, NAD or NADP as acceptor.
AUGUCAAUUGCAUCAACUGAAAUCAUUGUCAAGACUGCUCCAGUCUCUGAACCAAAUUAUGAGUGGAAUCAAUCAGAUUCAACUUUUGAAAUCAAAAAGUCAACCAUUAACCCAGAAGAUUUAAAGGAUGGUCAAGUCUUAGUGAAAACUCUUUAUCUUUCAAAUGAUCCAUAUACUAGACUUCUUAUUCAAAAAGUUGAAAAUCAAACUUAUCCUGCAGGAUCUCCUGUUGUUGCUGGUGGUUUAGGUGAAAUCGUACAUUCAAAAGAUCCUAAAUAUAAAAAGGGUGAUAUCGUAUCUGGAGUUUGGAGUUGGUCAGAUUAUGCUAUACCAGUUAUGAUUUAUUUCCCAAUUGAUAAAGCUUCAAAAUAUCCUUUAACUUAUUAUUCUUCAAUCUUAGGUAUUGCUCCUCUUACUGCUUACUUUGGAUUAACGAAAACUUUCGGAUUUAGUUCGGAUAAAAAUAGUGAAAAUUUCACAAACAAAAAUUUAAUUAUCAUUUCGGCUGCUACAGGGGCAGUUGGUGCUACAGCUGUUCAAUUAGCAAAACAUGUGUUUGGGAUCUCAACCGUAGUAGGUAUUACUGGUACUGAUUCUAAAACCAAAUGGGUUGAAAGUAUUGGGGCUGAUAAAGCAUUCAAUUAUAAUGAUCCUGAUUUUGAAUCUCAAUUAUCUGCUUAUGUAUCUUCAAACGGUGGGGCUGAUUAUUAUUUCGAUAACGUAGGUGGGAAAAUUUUAAAUUUUGUCCUUACUCAAUUGAAUCCUUAUGGUAAAGUUGCCUCUUGUGGAAGUGUAUCACAAUAUAAUGAUCGUGCAAGUACUUCCCUUCCAAAUUGGAAUGUGAUCACUGGUAGUAGACUUCAUAUUAUUGGAUUUACUGUUCAUGAUCAUAUUCCUGAAUAUCCUGAAGCUAUUAAAGUAUUGGAAAAAGCAAUCGAAGAAAAAAAAUUAGUUACUGAAAAUGCUUAUACUGUAGAAGAUAUUUCUGAAAAAGCUAACAAAUUCGAAUUAAUUCCUUUAGUAUGGAAACAAAUUUUCGAUUCAGCUAAAGCUAAUGGAAAAAUUCUUACUAAGAUUUCCGAUUAA